Messenger RNA from Theobroma cacao (cacao), 996 nucleotides. Its product is annotated as protein STRICTOSIDINE SYNTHASE-LIKE 11-like. Lineage: Eukaryota; Viridiplantae; Streptophyta; Magnoliopsida; Malvales; Malvaceae. The record is from RefSeq and is a predicted model, not a curated record. Gene Ontology annotation, molecular function: hydrolase activity. Gene Ontology annotation, cellular component: endomembrane system.
AUGGCUUACAUAAUCAGCCUCAGAGAAGCAACCUUGUUCUCCAUUUUCAUAUUUAUAUUCUGUUCUCCUUCAAUGGUUCUUUCUCAGUUUUUCAGCUCAAUUCAAUUGCCACCAACAGCCAAAGGGCCCGAAUCCUUUGCCUUCGAGCUUGGAACCGGACGCAUUUAUGUAGGUGUAGAUGAUGGUAGAAUUCUGCAAUAUAACGGACCAGCCACUGGAUUUGUGGACUUCGGAUACACCAGUGGAACUAGGUCCAAGGCAGUGUGUGACGGCGCUACUAAUCCAGAUUUGGGGCCAAUCUGUGGAAGGCCAAUGGGUUUGGGGUUUCAUUACGCCACGAGUCAGCUGUAUGUUUGUGAUGCCUAUGUCGGCCUCGUGGCGUUAGAUUCUAGAGGAGGACUAGCAAACCUAGUAUCCAGCAGUGCAGAUGGAGAGCCUUACCGCUUUUGCAAUGGUUUAGAUGUCCACCAACUAUCCGGAAAUGUUUUUUUCACGGACACCAGCACUGUCUAUGAUCUAAGAAAUGCUUCAAAAGGAUUGACCUCUAAUGAUUCGACAGGGAGGCUGUUAAGGUAUGACCCUAAUACUAAGCGAGUUACAGUGUUGCUAAAGAAUCUUACGGGGCCAGCCGGGGCUGCAGUUAGCCAAGACGGAACAUAUGUCCUCAUCUCUAACUUCAAUAGUAACACAACUAUGAGGUAUUGGCUCCAAGGUCCUCGAGCCAACACCUAUGACAUCAUAAGUAUUCAGGCAAGGCCAAAUAAUAUUCAGGGAACACUAGCAGGGGAUUUUUGGCAGGCAGCAGCAAUGGUAAAACAACCCACGCAGUCAUUGGUGCCUAUAGGGCAAAGGAUCAGUGGGUUAGGUAUUGUUACUCGAACAGUAAACUUCGAACAAUGGUAUGGCAAUAAUUUAAUCAGUGAAGUACAGGAGUUCGGUGGUGCAUUAUAUGUAGCAUCGCGCUAUGUGAAUUUUAUUGGCGUCUAUAGGUUUUAA